This is a messenger RNA of Lithohypha guttulata, 1440 nucleotides long. It is a transcript of the gene PPT1, whose product is annotated as Palmitoyl-protein thioesterase 1. NCBI's taxonomy places the organism in Eukaryota, Fungi, Ascomycota, Eurotiomycetes, Chaetothyriales, Trichomeriaceae. The transcript is spliced from 3 exons. The coding region runs from base 1 to 1440 and encodes 479 amino acids. Gene Ontology annotation, molecular function: hydrolase activity; protein binding. The record is from RefSeq and is a predicted model, not a curated record.
AUGGCCACAGAUACGCUCAAGGUUGAGGCUACAGCCCUUAAGGACAAGGGCAACAAGGCGUUCAAGGAGCACGACUGGCCCACUGCCAUUGAUUUCUACACGAAAGCUAUUGAAAAGGUUGGCACGGAUCCAGCUUUCUACUCGAAUCGAGCCCAAGCCAACAUAAAACUGGAAGCAUAUGGCUACGCCAUCGCUGAUGCCACGAAAGCCCUCGAGCUAGACCCUGCCAACGUCAAGGCAUACUGGAGGAGAGCAAUUGCCAAUACUGCAAUCCUCAACUCGAAGGAUGCAAUGCGAGAUUUCAAGAUAGUGGUCAAGAAAGAGCCGAACAAUAAGGAUGCGAAGCUCAAGCUAGCCGAGUGCGAGAAAUUGGUUAAGAGAAUACAAUUUCUGAAGGCUAUCGAGGUUGGAGAUCCUCCCUCUGCUUUCGAAGGUCUUGAUAUUGCCUCGAUAGCUGUACCCGAAGAUUACGACGGAGUACGACUGGGAGACAAAAUGACCCAAGAGUUUAUAGACGAUAUGAUCACGCGCUUCAAGGAUGGCAAGCAGUUACACAAGAAGUACGUCUACCAAAUAGUCAAGGCCGUACGCGACAUUGUAUAUGACGAGCCAACAAUGGUCGAGAUGGAGGUGGCUCAGAAGACGAAAUUAACUGUAUGUGGCGACACUCAUGGACAAUACUUCGACCUGCUGGAAAUCUUCAGACUAAAUGGCUAUCCUUCCGAAGACCAUGCAUACCUCUUCAACGGUGAUUUUGUGGACAGAGGAUCAUGGUCGACCGAGAUUGCGCUCCUACUAUACUCCUACAAAUGGCUUAGGCCGAAUUACUUCUUCCUGAAUAGAGGUAAUCACGAAACAGACGACAUGAACAGAGUAUAUGGUUUCGAGGGCGAAUGCAAAGCCAAAUAUAGCGAGCGAGUCUUCAAGAUAUUCUCAGAGUCCUUCUCAGCACUACCUCUGGCAACACUGAUAGGAAAGAAAUAUUUGACAUUACACGGUGGUCUAUUUUCAGACGACAAAACGAGCUUGGAUGACAUAAGAAAGCUCAACAGACAUCAGCAACGACAACCAGGUCAAGCAGGUCUCAUGAUGGAAAUGUUAUGGACGGAUCCUCAGCAAGCUCCUGGUCGAGGCCCGAGUAAGCGUGGUGUUGGCUUACAGUUUGGUCCUGAUGUGACCAAGAGGUUCUGUGAAAACAACGGCCUCGAAGCUGUUAUUCGGUCUCAUGAGGUGAGAAUGGAGGGUUAUGAGGUCGAGCACAAUGGCAAGUGCAUUACUGUCUUCUCGGCUCCCAAGUAUUGUGAUGCAACAGAGAACAAGGGCGCCUAUAUAAAUAUCGGACCUGAACUCAAGCUUGAGUACCACAAGUUUGAUGCCGUGCCCCACCCAGAUAUCAAGCCUAUGGCGUAUGCUCAAAAUUCCCUGAUGCAGAUGAUGUAG